AUGACUUCCAAGGAGGACGGCAAGGCGGCGCCGGGGGAAGAGCGGCGGCGCAGCCCGCUGGAUCACCUGCCGCCGCCCGCCAACUCCAACAAGCCGCUGACUCCGUUCAGCAUCGAGGACAUCCUCAACAAGCCGUCUGUGCGGAGAAGUUACUCGCUGUGCGGGGCGGCGCACCUGCUGGCGGCGGCGGACAAGCACGCGCCGGGCGGCUUGCCCCUGGCGGGCCGCGCGCUGCUCUCGCAGACCUCGCCGCUGUGCGCGCUGGAGGAGCUCGCCAGCAAGACCUUUAAGGGGCUGGAGGUCAGCGUCCUGCAGGCAGCUGAAGGCCGCGACGGGAUGACCAUCUUUGGGCAGCGACAGACCCCUAAGAAGCGGCGAAAGUCUCGAACAGCCUUCACCAACCACCAGAUCUACGAGUUGGAGAAGCGUUUCCUCUACCAGAAGUACCUGUCCCCCGCCGAUCGCGACCAAAUCGCGCAGCAGCUGGGCCUCACCAACGCUCAGGUCAUCACCUGGUUCCAGAAUCGGCGCGCCAAGCUCAAGCGGGACCUGGAGGAGAUGAAGGCCGACGUGGAGUCCGCCAAGAAACUGGGCCCCAGCGGGCAGAUGGACAUCGUGGCGCUGGCCGAACUCGAGCAGAACUCGGAGGCCGCGGGCGGCGGUGGCGGCGGCUGCGGCAGGGCCAAGUCUAGGCCUGGCUCUCCGGCGCUCCCUCCAGGCGCCCCGCAGGCCCCGGGCGCCGGGCCCCUGCAGCUCUCGCCCGCCUCCCCGCUCACGGACCAGCCGGCCAGCAGCCAGGACUGCUCAGAGGACGAGGAAGACGAAGAGAUCGACGUGGACGAUUGA
This is a messenger RNA of Prionailurus viverrinus (fishing cat), 846 nucleotides long. RefSeq names its product ladybird homeobox 1 (gene LBX1). The transcript has 2 exons. The record is from RefSeq and is a predicted model, not a curated record. Bases 1 to 846 code for a protein of 281 amino acids. Lineage: Eukaryota; Metazoa; Chordata; Mammalia; Carnivora; Felidae. Gene Ontology annotation, biological process: regulation of DNA-templated transcription. Gene Ontology annotation, molecular function: DNA-binding transcription factor activity, RNA polymerase II-specific; DNA binding.